Emiliania huxleyi CCMP1516 is the source of this 1485-nucleotide messenger RNA. RefSeq lists its product as hypothetical. The transcript has a single exon. The coding region runs from base 1 to 1485 and encodes 494 amino acids. Gene Ontology annotation, cellular component: cytoplasm. NCBI's taxonomy places the organism in Eukaryota, Haptophyta, Isochrysidales, Noelaerhabdaceae. Gene Ontology annotation, biological process: proteolysis. The record is from RefSeq and is a predicted model, not a curated record. Gene Ontology annotation, molecular function: calcium-dependent cysteine-type endopeptidase activity.
AUGGCGGCGAACAGCGUCCCUCCUGGGAUGCUUCUCGCGUUCUCGGUUCUGCUUGCCGCGGGCGCAUGGUUGCUGAUGAAGUCGCGCGGGCCACACCCCUCGAAAAAGAUGAAGUCGCCGGGGACGUCCCCACCCAAGAACAAGAAGGGGAAGCCGAAGCCAUCCGUCCCUCGCCGCACGACGAGCACCAUCAAUCACGAAUCGGCGGCUGGGAGGAUCGAGUCAGCGCGGCGCAACCCCUUUGGCGGCCAGGCGUACGAGGACCUUGCGCUCGAGUGCGCCAGCAUUGACGCCCCGCGUUCUUGGCAGGACCCCCUUUUUCCGCACUCCAACGAGAGCUUGUUUAUCGGAGGUGUUGAGCCAAAAGACUGGCUCCGCGACGGCGAGCGCGGGGAGGUGCUCAAGAACGUCCAUCUCAGCUGGGAGGGCCCGUGGGUAAUUUGCGGCACAAGGCGGCCUCUGGGCACCAACUCUCGAGGAGAGGCAUCGUGGCUCUUCCACCGCCUAGAUGGUGAAGAAUGCGGCCUGGAUGCGCACGACGUGCAGCAGGGAAGCCUCGGCGACUGCUACUUCCUUAGCGCUCUUGCGCUCGUCGCCACGGACACCUGUUGCGCCGACGGCCUCGUCGAUGACGAACUAGACGCAGCGGGCUGCUACGGCGUCAGCUUUUGGGUCGACGGCGCUUGGCAGAUGGUCUACGUAGACGGUUUUUUCCCUUGCUACACUCCCAAUAAUGUGCAUGCGUCUGUGCGGCCCACACCGGUCUUCGCCAAGUCAGCCAAUCGACGAGAGAUCUGGCCCAUGGUCGUAGAGAAAGCAUUUGCUAAGCUCCGCGGGACGUAUCAGGCCAUUGGCGGUGGCGGGAGGGUCGCGACUGCUUUGCAAGCACUCACAGGCGGCAGUGCGACGGCCAUCCCCACCUCCGUCGGGGCGGACCGGCUGUGGAAGGGGCUUUGUGAUGCGGUCGAGGAUCCAAGUAUUCUCGUGGGGGCUGGAACUCGCUCGGAUGCGACAGAAGAGGAGCGGUGCGGGAUUAUCGACGGGCACGCGUAUGCGGUGCUCCAUGCGGUGGAGGUGAGUGGCCACAGGCUUCUGCUCCUCCGCAACCCGUGGGGGCACGGGGAAUGGAAGGGGCCGUGGUCUGAUGGCUCCAAAGAAUGGAGCUCGCACCCGGAUUGCCGGGCCGCGGCCGGCAAUUUCAACAGCGACGAAGACGAUGGCGACUUCUGGAUGAGCGUCGAUGACUUUUGCUCAGUCUUCGCAACGGUCGAUAUGUGCCGACUUCCUGGUGACCACCACCGCCGGACGCAGAAUGCCGAGCUGCAGCCGAUGAAAGAACGGAAGGAGGAGGGGGCUAAGCAGCUGCUAGGGAACGAAAACAUCAAGCCUCAACUGGAUGAGUGGCUGGUGGGGACAGCGGCUGAAUCACCUCCGGCUUCACCGAGCAGGGGCAGCGGCAAAAAGCAUAGGAAGAACAGAAAGUAG